AUGACGUCCGAAACGAAGCAAGCCUCGAAUACCGGAUCCGGCCAUCUCCACGCCAAAGUCGUCGACGAUGCAGAAAGCGUGCUUCGCCAGUUCAGUCUUCCGGUCUGCUCCACAAGCUUGCUAGAUGAAAUCAUUAGUCGGGAUAUAGACUUGGAUUUUGGUCCGGCACAAUGGAGCGCGUAUAACCAGUUGAUCAACGUUCAGCGGCUUCAGUUGGAAUCUCUCUUCAACUGCGUCCUUGGGUUCAACAAGGAGGCUUGCGCUGGGCUGAAGGGAGCCGGGACCGGUCAUGUACGAUCCGAUAUCCUGAGAUCCAUACUCGUCUCUCUCUCCAGUCUCAUGUUUCUCAGAAUGAGCACGACCAUCACCCUGGCAACUCAUGGCCCACAUGCGUGCCAAAAACGCGCUCCGGGGAACUUCUUACCCGUGCCUAAAUUUGACAGCGCAAAGCUUGUCAACGAUGAAGGUCUUGCGUCCCUGAGAGAAGACUGCGAGCUUAUUCUCAAGCUUAUUGCAAAGCUCACCACUGUUUCACCUGAGCCCACUGCCCCAACGAAAUUCGUUGAUUUAUCCGGAAAGGAAAUAAUUCGACACAAGAAACCAAGAGUAUUCAUCUAA
This is a messenger RNA of Sordaria macrospora k-hell, 618 nucleotides long. RefSeq lists its product as uncharacterized. The record is from RefSeq and is a predicted model, not a curated record. Lineage: Eukaryota; Fungi; Ascomycota; Sordariomycetes; Sordariales; Sordariaceae.